AUGGCCUCCGAUUCCGUCGCCGUCGUCGGGGCGGCUGCCGGUCAGCGCAAGACGGUGCUCCACCUUGUGGGCUCGCGGCAGGACUCUUUCUACUACGACCUCAGCGUCCUGUACGCCAGGGCUUGCGACGGGUGCGAGGAGCUUGACCGCAGUCGGUAUGAAUUCCGCUUCGCCGUGGUUGGCAUGGAUGAUCGGUGGAGCUUCCCCGAGUCGCUCGACGAGAAGGCCCUGGAGGCAGCCCCGAGCCUGACGUUCGCCGACGCCAUGGCGCACAUUUGCAAGAUGGCCCCCGACGUCAUGGUGCCGCACAUGUUCUGCGUGGAGGGGAUGACGCGGUACAGGUCCCUGUUCGAUCUGUUGCAGAUUCCGUUCGUUGGAAACAAGGAGUACACGAUCUGGCACGCUACGGACAAGGCUACCACCAAGCAGAUCUUGGAGGCCAACGGCGUCCAGGUCCCGAAGGGAGAGCUGCUCAUCAGGGGUCGCGUCGAGAAGCCCACCACCGUGAAGGUACCUUUUGUUGUCAAGCCGUGCAACGAGGACAAUUCUCGCGGCAUAACGCUGGUGAGAACGGAGGAGGAGGCCCAGAAGGCGAUCGAGUACGCAUUUAGCUUCGACGAGCGCGUCGUGGUCGACGAGUACAUCGCAGGCCGGGAGAUCCGCGUGGCUUGCAUCGAGGAGGAGGACGGCUCCCUCACGCUGGUCACGAGCAGUGACGGCAAGCUGACCGCCGACGCGAUCAAGCAGGCAAAGAAGGACGGCGACAGGAAGUGCCCCGCGGACCUGAGCCCGCUGCUGCACGAGCGGGUCGACCGGAUCACGCGGGAGGCCCACCGCGCCCUGAAGUGCCGCCACUACUCGCUCUUCGACAUGAGGAUCGACGCGGACGAGCAGCCGUACGUCCUCGAGGCCUGCCUGUUCUGCUCGUUCUCCCCGCUCAGCGUCAUCCCCGCCAUGGCGGCGCACGCCGGCCGCGAGGACCUGCGCCACCCGAACCUCUUCCACACCCUCCUCGAGCGCGCGGCCGCGGAGGCGAAGGCCCCCCGGCAGGUCACCGACCAGGGCAGCACCACCGCCAGCGACUGCAGCGGGGAGCACUGA
This is a messenger RNA of Prorocentrum cordatum, 1101 nucleotides long. NCBI's taxonomy places the organism in Eukaryota, Dinophyceae, Prorocentrales, Prorocentraceae. The record is from the annotation of a GenBank genome assembly.